UCCAAAUUUCUCCAUUAAAGCAAACAAAGCCAUACAGUGUUUCUCACUAAUUUUCAAUUACUUUUCUCCGUUUGAUAAUACCGAUUAUCUGAAGAACUCCGGAGUUUUUUUCCGGCGGUGAAGUGGUUACUUUUUCCUUUUGUUUCUCGUGAAGAUCUCUCAACUUCCGAUACUUUCAAGGAUAAUGGCUCUCUCUCAAAAUCAGGAGUUGGAGUAUAUGGUGGAUGAGUACUAUGACACUACUGAUUUUGAUGACAGCACUUUUGGGGAUGAUGAAUCGCCACGAAGUACUGACCCUGAUGUCUCUGCAGACUCUGAUUUUGAGGACGAUUUUGAAGUGAGAAAGUCAAAGCUGGAUACAUCAGCUAUAGAAGCUAGAAAUGGCAAGGAUAUACAGGGAAUACCUUGGGAAAGGCUUAAUUUUACCAGAGACAAGUACCGCGAGACGAGGUUGAAGCAGUAUAAGAAUUACGAGAGCCUGUCUCGCUCUCGUGAAGAUCUUGAAAAGGAGUGCAAGGAAGUAGGAAAAGGACACAGCUUCUACGACUUCCAGUUCAAUACAAGGCUCGUCAAAUCAACUAUUGUGCACUUUCAGUUGAGGAAUCUCUUGUGGUCGACAUCAAAACAUGAUGUGUAUCUCAUGCAAAACUACUCUGUGAUACACUGGUCCUCACUUCUCGGAAAGGGGGAAGAAGUGCUUAAUGUUGCUAGGCCAUUGGCGCCCACUAUGAAAUACCCUGGAUCAGCGUCUCAAACACUUUCCCGAGUGCAGAUCAGCACUAUGGCUGUUAGAGAUGGUUUGAUGGCUGCUGGGGGUUUCCAAGGGGAGCUUAUCUGUAAGUAUUUAAACCAACCUGGAGUUGUAUUUGCUACAAAAAUAAGUAACGGAGAGAAUGCUAUCACUAAUGCUGUGGAUAUUAGUUAUAGUCCAACUGGCUCGAUGAGGGUAAUCACUGCUAAUAAUGAUCAGCAAGUCAGGAUUUUUGAUGCAAAAAGCUUCGUUUGCACCAAUCAUUAUGCAUUUCCUUGGUCUGUUAACAACACCUCUGUUAGCCCCGAUGAUAAAUUACUUGCUAUCCUUGGUGAUAGUCCAGAAUGUCUACUUGCUGAUGCUCAAAGUGGAAAGGUUGUCAGCAACCUAAAAGGUCACCUAGACUAUUCAUUUUCAUCAGCUUGGCAUCCGGACGGAAGAAUUUUGGCAACUGGUAACCAAGACACAACUUGCAGAUUAUGGGAUAUAAGGAACACGUCGCAGUCCAUAGCAGUGCUCAAAGGAAGGAUGGGAGCCAUCCGUGCAAUCAAGUUCACAUCAGAUGGGCGCUUCAUGGCCAUGGCGGAGCCAGCUGAUUUUGUCCACAUAUUCGAUACGCAAUCUGAUUAUGGUACCUGUCAAGAGAUUGAUUUGUUUGGUGAGAUUGCUGGGAUAUCCUUCAGUCCUGAUACUGAAGCUCUCUUUAUUGGAGUGGCAGACCGAACCUAUGGUAGCUUGCUGGAGUUCAACCGUAAACAUUACCACCACUACCUUGAUUAUGUUUUGUAGUGAAAGGCAACUUGCCUGUGUCGGUUUUAAUAUGGGCAUCUGCUUGUUUGGUAUAUAGUUUGUGUAUAUUAAUGCGAUCGUCAAAGAGCUGCGUAGCUGUUUCUGCCGAAGUAUAUUAUAUUAGGCUGCAACUAUAGGAGUAUGUAUAUCAGAACGAAUUAUGUGGCCAAAAAAUAUUUGUUAAUGGCCAGUUUUAUCACAAUUCAAUGUGUUUUGCUUCAUCUCUUUUGUUUUAAUCCGAUCAGAAA
Messenger RNA from Solanum stenotomum, 1788 nucleotides. RefSeq lists its product as uncharacterized. NCBI's taxonomy places the organism in Eukaryota, Viridiplantae, Streptophyta, Magnoliopsida, Solanales, Solanaceae. Gene Ontology annotation, molecular function: protein binding. The record is from RefSeq and is a predicted model, not a curated record. The transcript has 10 exons. Bases 185 to 1540 code for a protein of 451 amino acids.